AUUCUUAAGAAGAUUGUCUCUGUACUAGUACGUUCGCCAGGACAUCUCACUGUGCUCAAGUUGUAGCCCACGGAUACUCAACGACCCUGGUUUCGUCAAGGUGAAGGCGACCUUCAGAGCUUGAUGACACCUCUUGAGGAGGCCGCUGUGGGAACAUUAGCCAUCCGGUACUACGCUCUGGUCUCUUUCACCAUCCUCUUUUAUGACUAUUUCCUCACAAUCCGCAUGGAGAUCGAACGGUACUGGCAUUUCAGGCCAUUCAAGUGGCGUUGGGGUGUCAUACUCUUCUUCUUAGUUCGAUAUCUCGGUGUCUAUGCACAUAUUCCCAUCCUGGCGGAAACCUUCCUCGCGGACCACGACGACGCACUGUGACGCAUUAGUAUUCUACCAUCAAAUCUACGCUGUAGUCAUACAAUUUCUCGUUGGCGUGUUGCUGAUUAUUCGCACGUAUGCCCUUUACGAUCGCAACAAAUGGGUAUUCCGCGUGACCUCCGCAGUGGCAGUCAUCGUUACUGCGGUCGGUUGUUGGGGUGUGCUUGCGAAGCACGAUUCUGCACCUGCGGCGCCGUCAAUUGUAGGGUGCAAUAGUAGCUUGUCAGAGCUUCAGGGCGGUCGGCUGGCAAUCGCCUGGGGCGGUCUUCUCAUCUUCGACACUUUGAUAUUCUCUUUGACGCUGUAUAAAGCUUUUGCCGUGGAGCGAGGUGGACGAAGGACUUUGUUUGAUAUUCUAUUCAGGGAUGGCGCCGUUUAUUUUGGUUGUAUGGCAAUUGCAAAUCUGUCCAACAUCAUAACGUUCGUGAUUAGCAAGCCAUUGGUCAAAGGCAUCAGUACAACCUUUACGAACGUACUUGCAACAACACUUAUGUCCCGCUUAAUGCUCAACAUCCGAGACCCAAAGCUUCUCAGAGAGCAGCAUGCGGAUUGGUCAAACUCCGCAAGGCCGUCCACUACGCUCGCCACAAGUAUACCUUUUAUAUCCACCAUAUACCCAAGUGCUGGAGAUAUUACAACGAGUAGCGAGGCAACUGAACCACAACAUGGUUCGAAUGACGGUUUGUUCAAUCAUUGUAUCCUGUUUCCAACACAAUCACCAACUUCUGUCAAAGAAGUAGAACUGACGACCAUCCAAAUAUGCUAAUUGACGAGACUUGCUCUCACGUACACUACUGUUCUAUACUAAUGUUUGCAUCCAGUGUAUUAUUUCCAUACCGUUAGCAUUGACGAAUGACAAACCCACGUCUUCAU
This is a messenger RNA of Somion occarium, 1245 nucleotides long. The record is from the annotation of a GenBank genome assembly. Lineage: Eukaryota; Fungi; Basidiomycota; Agaricomycetes; Polyporales; Cerrenaceae.